AUGGGCAACAUGGAAGGCGUGGUGUUCAAAGACUGCAGCCGCUAUGACGGCGUUACAACGUAUGACCUGGUUUGGUUCGUCACCCCAGAGUUUCCGCAGCCAUCCAAGCGGUUGACCAAGGACCAGCACCGCGCCCAGAUGCGGCAAAUGAUCGGUCAGAUGCAGCCCAAAGUCUUGAUGUACAUGGUGCACAACGGUCACAUGAAGAAUGAUGACUGGGAGAAGAUCAAGUCCCUGGCCAGCCCCGACGUGCCCGUGCUCACGCUGGCGCCCCACGUCGCCGCGAGCAUCGGCGACCGCGGGCUGCCGCUGCCGCCGGACUGGAUCCUGCCGAUCUUCCCUUUCGACCCGCCGAACCCCUGCACCCUGGCCGACCUGAAAGCGGGGCGCCAGUGCAUCCGGGGGUUCUCGGUGCAGGGUCGAAUUGAGAAGAGCCGGCGGAAUUACACGCAUGUCUGGGAGCAGAUCGGCGGCCACAAGCGGCGGGCGUCGAAGAUGUCCGUGGCCAACUUCCGCCUCAACAUCCUGGGGGAGACGGUGGAGGCGUUCAGCGUGCCAGCGGACGUGCGGGACCUUGUGGCCGUAUACAAGAACCCGCCCUAUCCCAUAUUCUACGAUGUUGUUCACCACAGCUUCGCACUGGUGCCCAUGCUGGCCAGUGGGCUCUAUUACAAGUCCAAGUUUAGCAGCACGGUCCUGACAUCCCUGAUCACAGGCGUUCCCAUCAUUGCGGAUGAACGGAUGCUGCAGGCCUACUCAUUCCUGGAGCGCAAGGCGGUUUUCUACCAGGACGACUCCCAAACGGAGCUGGACGUUAUGUUUGCAGUCAGCAAGAUGAAGCCGGACGACAUGUGGCGCGCGCGGUCCGGCGUGGCGGAGCUGCGCCGGCGCAUGAACGAGCGCGCGAAGAAGAUGAUCACGGGCUGGCUGGAGGCCAAGGGCGUCGCAGUAGAGCCCGAGGAGGCGCGGCGGCUGCUGCUGCAGCGACGGCGAGACGUGCUUGCUGUGCCGGAGGGGCCGGCGGCGGGCGCGCUGGUGGCCGAGGGGCCGGGGUCGGUGCGGGAGGGCGCGGGGCGGGAAGGCGCGCAGGUGUGGCCACAGGUGCUGGGGCCGAGGGGUGACCCAGGGUCGGGGAACGUUGGACCAAGUGCGCAGCGGCAGCCGCAACAGGCGGGGGAUGCGGCCAGCAAACCUCAGGCGUUUGACAUGCACACGUUGCACGAUGAAGUGAAGUAA
Messenger RNA from Monoraphidium neglectum, 1236 nucleotides. RefSeq lists its product as hypothetical. The record is from RefSeq and is a predicted model, not a curated record. The transcript has 8 exons. The coding region runs from base 1 to 1236 and encodes 411 amino acids. NCBI's taxonomy places the organism in Eukaryota, Viridiplantae, Chlorophyta, Chlorophyceae, Sphaeropleales, Selenastraceae.